Zonotrichia leucophrys gambelii is the source of this 12531-nucleotide messenger RNA. It is a transcript of the gene KPNA1, whose product is annotated as karyopherin subunit alpha 1. The record is from RefSeq and is a predicted model, not a curated record. Bases 164 to 1780 code for a protein of 538 amino acids. Gene Ontology annotation, biological process: postsynapse to nucleus signaling pathway; NLS-bearing protein import into nucleus. The transcript is spliced from 14 exons. NCBI's taxonomy places the organism in Eukaryota, Metazoa, Chordata, Aves, Passeriformes, Passerellidae. Gene Ontology annotation, cellular component: nucleus; cytoplasm; nucleoplasm. Gene Ontology annotation, molecular function: protein binding; nuclear import signal receptor activity.
UCCCAGAGGGCGCCGCGGCGCGCCCCGCGCGUGCGCAGUGCCGCUGCCAGCCAGCGCCGGGCAGGCAGGGAGGGAAGGAGGGAGGCAGGGAGGGAGCGGCGCUCGCGCGCCUCGGGUCCGAGAGGAGACAGCGCGGUGCCGCGCCGGGCCGGCAGCAGGAAUCAUGACGACCUCAGGAAAAGAGAAUUUCCGGCUGAAGAGCUACAAGAACAAAUCUCUAAACCCUGACGAGAUGCGUCGCAGGCGGGAGGAAGAGGGUCUGCAGCUACGGAAGCAAAAGAGAGAGGAGCAGUUGUUUAAACGCCGAAAUGUUGCAACGGCUGAGGAAGAAACGGAGGAGGAAGUGAUGUCAGAUGGGGGCUUCCAUGAGGCUCAGAUGAACAACAUGGAGAUGACUUCUAGUGCAGUCAUCACUGCUGAUAUGAUUGAGAUGAUUUUCUCCAAUAGUCCAGAGCAGCAGCUCUCAGCCACCCAGAAGUUCCGAAAGCUGCUUUCUAAAGAACCAAAUCCUCCAAUAGAUGAAGUCAUAAGCACACAAGGAGUCGUGGCCAGGUUUGUGGAGUUCCUGAAGCGGAAAGAAAACUGUACAUUACAGUUCGAAGCUGCAUGGGUGCUGACAAAUAUUGCCUCGGGAAAUUCCCUUCAGACUCGAAUAGUGAUCCAAGCAGGAGCUGUCCCCAUCUUCAUAGAGCUGCUCAGUUCAGAGUUUGAAGAUGUACAGGAACAGGCAGUAUGGGCUCUUGGUAACAUUGCUGGAGACAGCACUAUGUGCAGAGACUAUGUUUUGGACUGUAAUAUCUUGCCCCCUUUAUUGCAAUUGCUUUCAAAACAGAAUCGUCUCACUAUGACCCGAAAUGCUGUAUGGGCUCUGUCCAACCUCUGCAGAGGGAAAAAUCCUCCUCCUGAUUUUGCCAAGGUUUCACCUUGUCUUAGUGUGCUUUCCUGGCUGCUCUUUGUCAAUGAUACAGAUGUAUUAGCUGAUGCCUGCUGGGCUUUGUCCUAUUUGUCUGAUGGCCCCAAUGAUAAAAUCCAGGCUGUGAUUGAUGCAGGAGUCUGCAGAAGACUUGUGGAACUGCUGAUGCAUAAUGACUACAAAGUUGUAUCUCCUGCCUUACGAGCUGUGGGAAACAUUGUUACAGGAGAUGAUAUCCAGACCCAGGUAAUUCUGAAUUGUUCAGCUCUGCAGAGUUUGCUGCACUUGCUAAGCAGCCCAAAAGAAUCUAUCAAAAAGGAAGCAUGCUGGACAAUAUCUAAUAUAACAGCUGGAAACAAAGCCCAGAUCCAGACAGUCAUAGACGCCCACAUCUUCCCAGCUCUUAUAAAUAUUUUGCAAACGGCCGAGUUUCGGACAAGGAAGGAAGCUGCUUGGGCAAUCACAAACGCCACAUCGGGAGGCUCUGCUGAACAGAUCAAGUACUUAGUAGAACUGGGAUGCAUCAAACCACUCUGUGACCUCCUGACAGUAAUGGACUCCAAGAUUGUGCAAGUAGCUCUGAAUGGGCUGGAGAACAUCCUGAGGCUUGGAGAGCAGGAGUCCAAACGCAGCGGCAGCGGCAUUAAUCCUUACUGCGCUCUUAUUGAGGAAGCGUAUGGCCUGGACAAGAUUGAAUUCCUGCAGAGCCAUGAGAAUCAAGAGAUUUAUCAGAAGGCCUUUGAUCUGAUUGAGCACUACUUUGGAACAGAAGAUGAAGACAGCAGCAUUGCCCCACAAGUGGAUAUCAACCAGCAACAAUACAUCUUCCAGCAGUGUGAGGCUCCCAUGGAAGGCUUCCAGCUUUGAGGUGCCCCUGUGCUGUGUGCUCCUCUACCUAGCCAAUCCUGUUGUCGAGCCACAAGCCACCCGUGGAGUGAUUCUCUCAAUGUUUUCCAUAACCCUGUUUGCGCUCAUUCGCUUGCCUUGUGCACAUGCUCUUACAUACGUCUGGAAAACUUUUGGCUCUCCGUGGCAGGAUGUCCCCUCCUUGGCAAGGGGUUGCCAGAAUCACCCUUCUCCUCUAGAUUCUGAAUCUCUCCACUGUCAUCUUCGUGGAGUUGAGGCACCUUUCUAUACUUUGAGAUAUUCCCUGUUCCUAUUACAGGAAAGUAAUCCCUCCUCCACUUGGCCCCCUACUCCUGGCAUCCAAGAGAAGGCUGCCUUUCUCUUGUAUUUGCUGCAGAGUGUGCCUGCAGUCCAGGGAGACAUUCAGCCUUUCUGAGAACGUAGCUGAAUUCAUCCCUCAUGUUCUCCCCUGGAUGCCUCUUUGGACGGCUGUGAGAGAUGUGUUAAACCUUCACACGCGUCCUACCUACCUUGCUGUAUGUGCCAGCUGGGGUUAUUGGCAUGAGGAACAUGUUACAAACAAUGGAGUAAGUUCUCUGGCCCCUGCAACAACAGGCUGCAAUGGACAUGUUUUGUGGUUCUUAGGAAUACUGAACACAUCUGGCCCCAUCCCGUCUCAACACUGAGCUCCCAAGUUGGAUUGCAGACCACUGUGGAGAUUUGUAUAUCUUCCCAGUUUUUCCUCUCCAUCCACAAAAAAAGAAACUGUGAAUAGGUUACUCUUAACACCUCCCCAGAAAUGACUUUCCAAAACAGCUUCUAGAAUGGAGAAACUGCCCCCACUUCUGCUUGCCAGCACAGUAUGAUCCAGCCGGGCCUUCCUUAAAGAUCAGGCCCUUUCUGGCUCCAUGCUCCAGAGUCUGGUCCCUGGUAUUCUAGUUAUGGCUGAAAAGUUCCUGUCUGCCUCUUUACAUUUUUACACAGCGUGACUUGAACAGAUUUGUCUUCUGAAAAGUUAACUUCUGAAUACAGAAUUCUUAAUUUGUAAAACUUGGAGUGUUAGAUCUCCUUUUCAUUUUCACGAGACAAGAGCUUCCUCUCCAGCUCACCUGAUGGAAUAUAGUCCUCCUGGCCAAGGCCCUUAUUUAACUAAAAUGACACUACAUUCACAGGAUAGUACUAUUACAUCUGGAUCCACCUGGCCUUCUCAUUUCACUUUUCCCUUUUGCUGUUGAUGAGACUUCAGGUGAAUUAGCAUGGAACGCAUGGUUCCUCCAGGUGACAUCUGUAAGGCAUCGUUGACUGCAUGGCAGCUGCCGCACGCAGCUGGAGACUGCCCUUCUGCUAGCAGCAUGUUCUUGGCUCUGCAUCCUGCUUGGAUCACAGACCUCUGAUGCAAAGGCCAGCCACUCCUCACUGAGUUCAGCUGACACUGGCACCAAACUUCACACGUCUGGGGAGAUGCCGCCUGAUUGAAAGUGGCAGUUCCAUUUCGGAGAAUGCAAUGGAUUCCCUAGGCUGUCCGCUCCCCCCUGCAUCGGGCUAUGUUCUUUCAAGCCAUUUUGGAUGCUUGGAACACACAUUUGUCCAGUGUAAACAUUUCAAAAUAGCCACUGGCAACUGCAGUGUCACGUACCUGUGGUAAAUGUUUGUGGCAGAACUGUCUUCAAGAUCCUCAUGGCUCCUCUCAGUGAUAAGCCACUGCAAAAGCAAAACCAGCCCAUUGGAUACAGAGUUAUAAAAACACAUAAGUCACUUGUCAUACUGCUGAAAGAAGCUAGGCAAAGGCCUGAACAUCAGCUCUGUGUGACCAUUAUUUAAAUAAAGUCUUCUGUCUCUGCUUCAGGAUAGAGACUCUGACCUGUGUGGCCACUGCAGAAGCCACCUGCUGCCUCCCUAGCUAAGCCAGUUGGCGUCCACUUUCCCUCCUCCCAGUUAUUUUCUCUAGUGCUGCUUUGUGCUGAAGGAACAUUUAGUUUACUGCACUUGAUCUGUAAAUGGACUUCAAUUCUUUGUAAUUUUAGGGGGUUAAAUUUGGUGGUUAAUUUAAAAAAAGCAAAAAAAAACCCUCAAUGUUGCCUUUACAUCACAUAUAAAUAACUGUGUUUCUCUUUUCUUGAAGGGUGAUAGAAGCACUGAUUAGUAGCAAAAUCUUGUUUUAGCUUUUGGAUUUUUUUGUGCUGGAUUUUUUUACGUGUAAAUUUCCAAUAACAUGUCAUUUCUAUAAGAUUUGUUUAAAACCAUGUACCUCUUAUUGGAUGGUAUAAAAAUGCUACAUAUUUUGUAAACAAAUCUGAGCAAAGUGUGUGUGCAUAUAUUCUGUAUAUUCAUAUAUGUAUAUUCUGUGUAUAUAUACACUAGCGUGUAUAUAUACAUAUAUACACACACACAUAUAUAUACACACACGCAUAAAGUAUGUGUAUAUAUAUACAUACCUAUAUAUCUAUAUAUAUUAGUGUUUUCUCUUCCAGGCUAGUGAAAACAAUGUGGUGCAUUGGCGUUUCCCUCCCCUGCCCCCCAAGAAAGUAAUGACAAUUGCCUCUAAAUGAGUGAAUUAAAAAAGAGUCCAUUUAAGCUGACUGGUGUGCCUUCCUGUGUAAGGAGCCUGGCCAGUAUUUGUUACUUUUGCCAUGGAUAUGUGAAUUCAGAGCAGAUAAGUAUAAUCUUUAAACUUGGUAUGUUUGUUUGAAGUGACAGGCCUGGUUGACGCAGGUAAUAUUGUUGUCCUAAAUACUUAGACUGUGUAAGGCAUUUGACUGGUACUGCGUAAUAUUUUGAGUGAAAACCACACCAAUAGAAGAAUCAACAUGGCACACAUUUAAAUGGAUUAAAAUGCGGCUAACUCAUAGGUCUCAAUGUAAUUUAAAUGGUGUUUAAUUGAGUGUAUUUCCAUCAGGAUCUUCCAGCAACCAGUUCUUGGCAUUGCUUUACUUAGCCUUAUUAAUAGGUUGAAAAGAAACAAAAUCUACUUCUAACAAAGGCUGCACAUUAAGUGGGUACAGAAGGGAGAUCAGACUUGUGAAUUAUAAAAGGAAAAGCUCACUGAUACAGACUGACCAGAAUAACUUGGUAAGCCAAGGGCAAGUAAACUACUUGCAUUUAACAUGUAGUGUAAUGUUACCCAUCUAGUAAGUAACUAUGGCCACAGAUGAAGGACUGUUUUGGAGGCAAGUGCCAGUGAAAGUAUGAGGAUCAUUAUAUCAUAUUGCUUGAACACUGCUUCCUAACACAGUUCUGUUGGCUGUGUCCCCUGCUAGAAGAAUUGAAACCAGUAUUCUCUGCUGUCCUGAAGGAUGUGCUCAGAUAGGGACCAUCUCAGAGAAUGCCUCUAGCUGCCACUUUUGUGAAGGUCACGCUGUGUUUUGAAUGAUCUGUUGUUGUUUUGUGUCUAAAUAAGGGGCAGCAUGGUCUCAUGUAGAGGGUAGGUGAGGAAGUUGUUGGAGUUCCUGUGUUCUUUUAGCUUUGUCAGGCAGCAUGUAACACUAGAAAAGUGUCGCAUAUUUUCUUCAAUAUUAAAAUACAUGCAUUGGUUUCUGUCUGCUUGUGGAGAUCCCAUCUAAGCGUCUUCCAAAUGCCCCACAGGCUGGUAAUAACAAUUUAUUGCAUUUUUUUUGAAACAUCAGGAAGGAGGUGGAAGCACUGCACUGAGAUUUUAACAAUGUCUGUUUUAAACUGGGUGUUAGAGAAGGGAAGAUGCAGGGCUGCCUGGAAUUGCUGUCUAGCAGUCCAGCACACAGAUCUGUAAUGCAAUUAAAGUUGUGGUUUUGUUUGGGCAGCAAACAGGAGCUGCCAUUCUUUCUGUUGGUAAAGUUCCCAGUGGAACAUUGCAGGCAAGGGUCGGUGUCUUGGAUUCAGGAGGGUACAGAGGAUGAUGGAGCAGGUUACUGAAAGCUCAGUAACUGAGCCAGGGCCAGCACCUGGGGCUCCUGGGAAGGUAUCAUUUGAGGGAACUGCUGCCUAGAGACUUCAGCCUGUUCCUAAAUUCCUCUUUGUUCCUUGAUGCCAACCAAACAUGGGUGGUUGAAGACCCUGUGCCUAAUGUUAGAAGGGAAGAAGGCAAUGACUCUGGACCUGCAUGUUCUUGGACCUGCUUUUUCUUUUUUACUGUCAGCACCCAAGACUAUUGAAGAGCUGGAUUGCACCACAUGGUCCUAAUGUGUGACAGUGCUCCUGGCAAUACACUUCUCUGCUUCUCUGGGGUCUUCCACAACAGCUGUCUUACCUCUGUGCACUUGGAUCUCUAUGUCAGCUUAAACUAACCCCCAUCUCUUCCAGUAUGGUUUUUUUUUGCUUCUGAAAAUUGGCACAACCCACCAUUGGUACUCUCCCAUGCCCGUUUUAGACUUGAAGGUCUUUCUUCAGGUGCCUGAGUCUUAGUAGAAAAGUAAGCAAAACCUGUUUGUGUACUGCUCUGGCCGUGUCCUGCUGUGCCCCCUGCAUGUUCCACUGAAGCAGUGUUGGAGUUGUCAGGUGAUUGCUGCAUUAGGAAGCUUCAGUUGCCUCUGGACCUGGUACAGCAAUAAGGCACCUGGUAUAGGAUUGAUAAACUGGACUCUUCUGGAUAAAUGGGAAUGGUGUUACAGACCAAGGCCAAGGGGCGAAAGAAAGUGAGGUACCAUUUCAGGCUUAGUCUGUUCCUUCCAUCGUGCACUCUUGAAAGGCUUUGGGCUGAAGCUGUGAGCUCUCAGUGACCUGAGGCUGUUAAGUUCUCCCAUCAGCUGGAGUGGCUGCCUUGGCCAGAAACAUGUGCUGGUUUGUAACCACUGUCCCCAUUCAGAAGUGCUUCUUGGAAGCCAUCACACCAGGAAAGAGGUGGUUCCUUUCACUGCCUUGCUGAGAAAGAUUUACAUCAUUUUCUAGUACCCAGCUACUUGCAAAGAAAACAGUGCAGUGCUUGGGAGCAAGCUGGAGACCACACAAAGCCCAUUGUCUUGGGCUUUGGUUUGAGGCUUGAGCCUAUGCAGAAGCUGAAAAAAACUUCUUGGGCAGUGAUCUGGAGUCUUUAUGCCAGAUUUUGAAAUGGUGGAGAUACCAGGGUGACAGAAGGAUAUGUGGAGCUUUUGUCAAACCACUGGACCAGACUUCAGUUUUUGUGUACAUGGCAUAAAGCUUAUAGAAAUUUAAGUAAAAUGAAAAAACUGGUUACUAUUGCUGCUCUGAAGUGUUGCUUUUGAAGUGGUGUUUUGCAUAUUUUUAUUUGAGCUGGCACUUUACCAGCUCGAUGAGUCCAAGUAGUUUUAUUUCCAAAACUAGGAGAGGUUCUGUUCACAAAGUGCACUCAGAGGUGUGUUGAAAGGGUGAUAUUUUUGAGAUGCACAGUUUUAAGCUUUGCCAUCACCAAGCAUACAUCACAAGGAAACCUGAAAUGCACGUUCUCCUUUUUGGUAUCAUUUAGUACAUUCAUGACCACAGGCAUGUAAUCGGGCAAGAUUUUGGUUUGGUUCCCACCUGUGUGCCUGCUGGUGUGGCAAAGAACCAGAAUUGUCAUGGAAAAUCUGUUCACAUAUCUGCAGUUAAAUUAAAUAUGGCUUGCACUGAGUGCUAAUUAAGUGGACAAAUCUGUGCAGUCCUGCUCUACUUGACUGACAGUGUCCUUAUGAUCCUUUCCAGCCAGAGAAUCUGAUGCCAGGUCAUUGUAUCACCUGAAGGUUGUGACUUCUGUGAUGGGAUUGACUACACAGCUUUUCUGAUAGGUUACAUCUCACUGUGGUACUCAGAAAUGCAAUUCAUAGAUGGAAUUGCAGCAGCUAGUGAAGAUUUACCCUGCAUUUUUGUAGGGCUUUUACUUAUUUAGCAAUGCUACUAAUUUUUAGGGGUGCAACAAAAAUAAUCUCCCUCUCACUCUGAGAAAGUUCACAAACUAAUUUUGUUAAGCUGAUGUGUCUCUUUUGGUUUUGGAGUCCCCAGGGCCAGUCAGCAGGGCAGUGCUGGGCAGUAACAUUUUGAGCAGUCCUGACACUUCCAAUCCACAUUUCCUUCAAGAUGAAGGUAAAAGAGGAAGGAAAAUACUUCCCUUGGUUGCUGUGGGCUCUUCAGCAUGAAUAGUGCGUGGCUGGGCUCAAUGCCGAAAUAGCACUCUUGAGGCAGGUGAUCUCUAAGUGGGCCUAGUAUGAUGAAAGCACAAACAACAAUUUUAAAGAGCAAAAUACAUAUAAAUCUAAAUGAGAUUCAUAAAGAAAGAGCUUAGUAGAGAGCAAGAAUGCCUGACUGACUUUCGCAUACUCAUGUGCCUCUAAAUAGUAAAUCUGACAAUAGAGGUUGAAGCAGUUGUUCAGUAUUCCUCAAAACAGUCAUCUCUGUUUCCUCAUCUCAUUGCCAGCUCUGCUGGGACCACUCUUAAGUGUCAGCGGCCACACUGUGGUUCUCUGGAAUGCUGUUUCACUCUUCAUCUCCUUCCUCAUUUUUUGAAGACAGGCAGCUCUUCACAGAAGUUACCGCUCACUUAAACAAAUGCAGGCAGAAAAACAGGACCUAGACCAAGGAAUUAGGCUUUUUAAUACCUUAGGAUCAUUUUGCUGAUGUUAAUGCACGUCAGACAGUAAGUUUUGGCUCAAGGGCUCCCUUAAUAAUUGUUCUGUCUUGCACAAAGAGGAACAUGUGGAUUAUUUGAAGUAGCCAGUACCAUUAGAGCAUAAAUACAGUUCCAUUCUUGCUGAGGAAACCUGAAAUAGUCAGUGAUAGUGGAUGGCUGGCUAGUGAAGGUAUUUGUUUGUGCAAGUGGAAAUCAAAUGGACCCUUCUUAUGUGUUACAGUUACCUUUGUGUAAGCGGUAAGAACACGGGACUUCCUGCAGGGGAUUGGCACCGAGAAUGCAGGCACAGGUCCUGCAGUACUUUAGAAGAUGCUCUGGUGCACAGCACGUGGCAAACAAUGACAUUGCUUAACCACUGUGCUCAUGUGUCCUGUCCCACUAACCAUGAAGAAAAGAGUUUGGAAGAAAGGGGCAGUUACAAGGAAAAGCAAAUAGGUAUUUCUGGUUUUAUUGACUACGGGACAGCAUAUUCAUUCUGUCUUGGACAUGGGUGUACAGAACUAACAUACAGGACAGAUGUGAUGGUAUCCUCCCAUCAGUGCUGGAAGGGACUUGGCUUUUCUACCCCAGUCCUUGAUCUCUUCAUUUCCUCCUCUAUGGUUUAGCAGAUGCACCUUCUUCUCUCAACUUGGCUUUCUUCUCCAGGUUUAUGCUUAUAAGAGUUUCAUGUCUUUUUGCAGCCUACAAUGUAAUAACAUCAUCAGUUACAACCUGAAGGACCACAGAGUUGAAACUUGAAUCAAUAACUUACCUGACCUGUCCUUACCAAGGCACAAUUCUGUCAGCUUUAAUGCCAGGAAGCCAAGAGGGUUAAAGUAAAAUAUUGAGAGAUUAUUUUGGCUGAAAGUAAUUACUUCUCUGGGUAUAAAUUAAGCCCUUUUUUCAAGGCACUAGCAGAUACAUUCUAUGCUUCUGGUCAGUAUUUAAUGCUGAUCUGAUUUUCAUGAGACAGAGAAACAAAUAAAAAGUUAAACAUAAUCACAGACUCAGAAUAUUUUGAGAUGGAAGGGACCACAUAGAUCAUCAAUUCCAGCUCUUCACUGAAUGGCCCACUGGGGGAUCAAACUUCUAAUCUUGGCGUUAUUAGCACCAUUCUCUGGCCAACUGAGCUCAUCUCUGGAAACAUAAAUAAUUCCAGCUGCUUUGAAAACAAGGAUUCCAAAGUAGCUGUCCUCUCUUCCUGGUACUUGCAUUCAUACUUCUCCAGUACAGAGGAAAAUGCUCUGGGACUCAUCAGUGUUUGAUCUCUGCUGUUAAAGCCAGGAAAAAUCCUUCCACUGUUUCAUUUCAGAGUGCUGCAUCCUUUUCAUUGUAAUAGACAAAUUCUGAUACAAAAUGUCAGGUGACACUCAGUAGCUCACAGUGCUGGGGUUAAGACUGUCACUACUUGCACGGUUUCUCUAGAACAGAGCAGCCCAUAGAAACCAGACCUGAGCAUUGGCAUCAGAUGAGAGGCAGCAUAACAAGUAAAGCUCUUCUGCCACGCAGGGGCUUUAGGCUCAGGGGGUUUUGUUUAAAGGAAGCAUCUUAAUGGUGACAUCAUCCUUUUCUGAUGAGAAUUAGUCAAUGAGGGUCACUUCUGGGGAACCAGGAGGCCUUGUUAAAAUUUUGUUCAAUGAUAAAAUGACAAAGAACCCCAAAACAAACAAAAAACCCCCAAACCCCCAAAGCAAGACAGUAUGAAAAAUCCAUAGAGGAACUAAGAUGUUUAAAUGAAGGUGUAUUUGCCCUCAUCAGCCCAAAUUCUGUGCUUACCUGCUUCCCUCUGAUCACCAUGGUGAUGCAUCCCACUAUUGUCAAGGCAAUCAUGACAUAGCUGAACUUCACACGCAGGGUGGACUGUGCUGCUCUCACUGUCUCAAGCCUCAAGAAAGAACAAAAGAACACAUUUGUUAUCAGAGACCCAAAUAAUUCACUUGGCUAAUUAUUUAAUUUCUCCUAGUGUGCUGUCUUGGUAGUUUUUGUAAUGCUAACAGCACUUGGCUCUUUUGUGCAAAGAGUUUUACAACAGGAAAGGUUGAUCUCUGAGUACCUUGGGAGAUACAUGGUAACAGAGGCAUUCCUCUCAAAGCUGGAAACAAACCCAACUUUUUAAUCUUAGCUUUUUCAGUUGUUAAAUACUGCCUUUGCAGACCACUUGACUGCAAUGCAAAGGAGGAAGGCUGCAGGAUUUAAGUGUGUGUGUUCAUUGUGGAAAGAACAGGGAAAAGAGAGGAAUGGUUUAACCAAUACUGUAUUUUUCUUACUGUCAGCUCCCUCUGUGCUCACUACCACCUUCCAAUAUCUGCAAAGCCAGGGAGAACUCGUCUGUAUUACAAUUGUGAUGUAUUUAACAGAGUAAAACAUGCAUUUUUCUCUCAAUAGCAGAAGUCUGCUAAAACCCCAAAUAUGGUGUUUUAACAGUUGAGAGUUCAUUGGGCAGAGGGAAGCAUUGGCACAGCUUUGCAAUUUCUUCAUUUAUGAUGCAGUCUUACUUCCCAGCAGGUCCUUCCUCUGCUACAGGACUUGAAAGGGCAGUAAGUGACACACAGGCUGCUGAAUGCAGCACUCAGAAAUUCUGAGCAGGACGUGGUAAAAGACUGGUGGUCCCCACUCAUGCUGGAGUGAACAAUCCUAAAGGGAUCUGCUUCCCUGAGAAAUUAAGGAGGUGUGGAGGAUUGUAAGCUUUCCUACAUCAGCUCCAGACAGAGGAGCUCUUUAAUUUUUAUAUUUUUUUUAAUUUUAGGGGACUUAGCUAGCCACACCAGUACCUACACCAUCCUUUUGGGAAACCUGUUGCCUACUCUGCUGUUAUCUUUGAAAAAUCAGAAGUCUUCCACCAGAAGAGUAGCAGUUAUUGACACCUUCCAGCUGUGUAGAGUAAAACCAAAAGAUCGUAUUUUCUUGAGUUAACUCUGAAGAUCAUUCUACCCAAAUGGCAUCUUGGUUACAGCAGGUUUUCAGUCUGUGUUAGAACAAUGCAAGAAGGGUUACAAGUGCUUUCCAUAACAACCAAAGACCUACACCCUGUAUAUUUAACUCUCCUUGCAGAAUUUAGGGCAGAUAACUCCCUUGUCAAGGAGGGCUGGUACUCUCACUGAUUAUAUUUGGCACAUGACAAAAUUCCAGAAGACUGGAGAAGCACCAACACUGUGUAAUGAAAAGAAUAAAUGCAUCAAACUAGGUUAAUUAUACCCCAAAACUAAUGUGGAGAAUGGAUUUAAUGGAACUGGGAAGUUACAUGCAAUCUGUUACUACAUUUUGACCCUCACAUUUGGAAGAAAAAAAAAGGUACUUCAGGAUCCAUGGUAGUUCAGCAUGGUAAAUCACACAGGACCUGAGAGCUGGGAAGUUUUGUUCUUGUUUUUGUCAGAGCAUUGAUUUGAGUACAAGAUUUCUGAUCAUAGGGAACAAACACAUCCAUCUACAAUGAAACUAAUGUUAAUUUUAGCAUCCAGGUUAUUUGCUUCUGCUAAUAAUCUGCAGUGAAAGCCUGGAGUGCAGGCUGCAAUUAAGCUGAAAUGCACAGCAGUAGGAUUUUAAAAGGUUUACUAGUUAAUUUUGGAAAUAUCUUAGAUGUGUUAAGAAUUUACAAGAGCAAAAGGUAGAUAUCUAAACACAACUUGCAUUUUAAAUCAGUUCAGUGGCUAAGUUUAACAUUUGUUUAAUAAAUGGAUUGCUUCACCACAUUUUACAAGAUUACUGAGUUAUAGCACAAGCCCUUACAACACAAAAUUAAUCUCAGAUUAAUUAAUUAAUUAAUCUCAGAACAGGAAAACAAGUUUUUGUGCUUUUAUAGUUCUCAAUUGUCUUCUCAGAUUUGGCUGAAUUAUUUGUCUAAAUAAAAAGAAUUCCCUAUGCACUUGCAGAAAUGGUCAGCUUUUACCAGAAGUUGGUUUGUCCUUUCAAUAAACUACUGAAAUCAAUCACUUUGCUAACUCUGUUUUCUUAAAAACACUCAUAACAAGUGUUUGGUAUGCAAAAAAUAUAUGAAGUGAUAGUAAGUUUUAAUAAUUUACUCCUGUAUGUAUUUCAAAUGUAGUUUUAAGAAAAAUUAUUCAAUACAAAAUGGAAGGCGUCCACUUCUAACAAAAUUCAUUCUUGUGAUACAUUUAGAUACAGGGGUGGAUUUUCAAUUCCUACGUGGUGCAUCCAAACAAACAGAAAAUAUGUAAGAGGGCACCUACAUAAUUUUCUUACUCAAGUAGUGCAAGAUUUACUGUUUCUUUUUAAUUAAAAUAAAUACAUGUACUUAAAAGCA